This is a messenger RNA of Lontra canadensis (Northern American river otter), 6085 nucleotides long. RefSeq names its product ankyrin repeat domain 44 (gene ANKRD44). The record is from RefSeq and is a predicted model, not a curated record. The coding region runs from base 30 to 3107 and encodes 1025 amino acids. Gene Ontology annotation, biological process: protein localization to ciliary inversin compartment. Gene Ontology annotation, molecular function: protein binding. The transcript is spliced from 29 exons. Gene Ontology annotation, cellular component: ciliary inversin compartment; cytoplasm. Lineage: Eukaryota; Metazoa; Chordata; Mammalia; Carnivora; Mustelidae.
CGCGGACCUGCGCGCGCCCGGGCGGAAGAAUGGCAGUGCUCAAACUCGCCGACCAGCCCCCACUGGUCCAGGCAAUCUUCAGCGGUGACCCAGAGGAGAUACGGACGCUCAUCCACAAAACCGAAGAUGUGAAUGCUCUGGAUUCUGAGAAGCGAACCCCACUUCACGUGGCUGCGUUCCUGGGAGAUGCAGAGAUCAUCGAACUCCUCAUUCUGUCAGGAGCUCGUGUCAAUGCCAAGGACAACAUGUGGCUCACCCCACUGCACCGGGCUGUUGCCUCCAGAAGUGAAGAAGCCGUGCAAGUACUGAUCAAGCACUCGGCCGAUGUCAACGCGAGGGACAAGAACUGGCAGACCCCGCUCCACGUGGCGGCGGCCAACAAGGCUGUGAAGUGUGCGGAAGUGAUCAUUCCCCUGCUGAGCAGCGUCAACGUCUCCGACCGAGGGGGCCGCACAGCCUUGCACCACGCCGCUCUGAACGGCCACGUGGAGAUGGUCAACUUACUCUUGGCCAAAGGAGCGAACAUCAACGCGUUUGACAAGAAGGACCGGCGUGCUCUGCACUGGGCGGCCUACAUGGGCCACCUGGAUGUCGUGGCCCUGCUCGUCAGCCAUGGAGCGGAAGUGACGUGUAAGGAUAAGAAGGGUUACACCCCCCUGCACGCUGCAGCCUCCAAUGGACAGAUCAAUGUGGUCAAACAUCUCCUGAAUCUGGGGGUGGAGAUCGAUGAAAUCAACGUCUACGGGAACACGGCCCUCCACCUGGCCUGCUACAAUGGGCAGGAUGCAGUGGUGAACGAGCUGACGGACUACGGUGCUAACGUGAACCAGCCCAACCACAGCGGGUUCACCCCUUUGCAUUUUGCUGCUGCCUCCACACACGGUGCUUUGUGUCUUGAACUAUUAGUAAACAACGGGGCAGAUGUUAACAUCCAGAGUAAAGAUGGCAAAAGUCCACUGCACAUGACAGCUGUCCAUGGAAGGUUCACACGGUCGCAAACCCUCAUUCAGAAUGGCGGUGAAAUUGACUGUGUGGAUAAGGACGGCAACACUCCUCUCCAUGUGGCUGCAAGAUACGGUCAUGAGCUUUUGAUUAACACCUUAAUAACCAGCGGAGCUGACACGGCCAAGUGUGGAAUCCAUAGUAUGUUCCCUUUACACUUAGCAGCCCUAAACGCUCACUCGGACUGCUGCAGAAAGCUUUUAUCGUCGGGACAAAAGUAUAGCAUAGUAUCCUUGUUUAGUAAUGAGCACGUGCUGUCUGCAGGCUUUGAAAUAGACACCCCAGAUAAAUUUGGAAGAACGUGCCUUCAUGCUGCUGCCGCAGGAGGUAAUGUGGAAUGUAUAAAACUCUUGCAGAGCAGCGGAGCAGAUUUCCAUAAAAAGGACAAGUGUGGGAGGACACCUUUGCACUAUGCAGCUGCAAAUUGUCAUUUCCACUGUAUUGAGACAUUAGUGACCACAGGGGCCAACGUUAAUGAAACAGAUGACUGGGGACGGACGGCUUUGCACUAUGCUGCUGCAUCAGACAUGGAUAGAAAAAGUAAGACUAUGUUAGGAAAUGCCCAUGAAAACUCAGAAGAACUUGAAAGAGCCCGAGAGCUGAAGGAAAAGGAGGCCGCGCUAUGUCUAGAGUUUCUGCUUCAAAAUGAUGCAAAUCCGUCGAUCCGGGACAAGGAAGGUUACAAUAGCGUACAUUACGCUGCUGCCUAUGGCCACAGACAAUGUCUGGAAUUGCUUUUAGAAAGAACCAACAAUGGUUUUGAAGACUCAGACUCCGGUGCUACCAAGAGUCCACUCCACUUAGCUGCCUACAACGGGCACCACCAAGCCUUGGAAGUCCUCCUGCAGUCAUUGGUGGACCUGGACAUCAGGGAUGAGAAAGGCCGCACCGCUCUGGACCUGGCUGCCUUUAAGGGACACACAGAGUGUGUGGAAGCACUUAUCAAUCAGGGCGCGUCCAUCUUUGUGAAAGACAAUGUAACCAAAAGAACCCCACUCCAUGCCUCAGUAAUUAACGGUCACACACUGUGUUUGCGGCUCUUACUAGAAAUUGCGGACAACCCAGAAGCCAUUGACGUGAAAGACGCCAAAGGACAAACCCCACUGAUGCUUGCCGUGGCAUACGGACACAUUGAUGCUGUUUCACUGUUACUUGAAAAAGAAGCCAAUGUAGAUGCUGUUGACCUCAUGGGCUGCACAGCUUUACACAGAGGGAUUAUGACAGGCCACGAGGAAUGUGUGCAAAUGCUGCUGGAGCAAGAAGUGUCGAUUCUGUGUAAAGACUCCAGAGGAAGGACCCCGCUGCACUAUGCGGCUGCUCGCGGCCACGCCACGUGGCUGAGCGAGCUGCUCCAGAUGGCACUGUCCGAGGAGGACUGUUCUUUCAAAGACAACCAAGGCUACACGCCGCUGCACUGGGCUUGUUACAAUGGUAAUGAAAACUGUAUAGAGGUACUUCUGGAGCAAAAAUGUUUUCGCAAAUUUAUCGGUAAUCCCUUCACUCCACUGCACUGUGCAAUAAUAAACGAUCAUGAGAAUUGUGCAUCAUUGCUACUUGGGGCCAUAGAUGCCGGUAUUGUCAAUUGCAGAGAUGACAAAGGCAGGACACCCUUGCAUGCGGCGGCAUUUGCUGACCACGUGGAGUGCUUGCAGCUUCUUCUGAGACACAAUGCUGAAGUGAACGCAGCGGACAAUUCAGGGAAAACAGCACUGAUGAUGGCGGCCGAGAAUGGGCAGGCGGGCGCUGUGGAUAUUUUGGUGAACAGUGCCCUGGCUGAUCUGACUGUAAAGGAUAAAGACUUGAACACACCCUUACAUUUGGCUAGUAGCAAAGGUCAUGAAAAAUGUGCCUUGUUAAUACUUGACAAGAUACAAGACGAGAGCCUUAUUAAUGCAAAAAAUAAUGCACUGCAGACACCCCUCCACGUUGCUGCGCGAAACGGCUUGAAGGUGGUGGUUGAGGAGCUGUUGGCCAAAGGGGCCUGUGUACUCGCUGUGGAUGAAAACGAUCUAAGCUACUUCUGUGCAAGUCUACCUCUCAUUUUAACUUCUAGGUCAAAUGGACCCCGUUCUGCACCUGGAAUAGCUGUACAAAAAGAAGAAUGAGACUCUUUAAACGUUAUGCACAUACACACGCACACAUAUGUAUAUGUAUAUGUGUGUGUGUAUAUAUAUAUAUAUAUAUAUAUAUAUAUAUGUCUGUAGUUCAUCAACCAGCUGUACGUGAGGACCAAAUUGCUUCAGUCUAAAACAGAAGAAUUUAAAUUGCUUUCCUUCAAAAUGCAAGUGAGAACUGAAGUAGCUUUUCUAUGGAGUUAAAAUGUAAUCUUUUUGUGUAACAGUCUUUGUUGUGUUUUAUAUUUCUUAUGACACAGAUUUCUGGUUGGUGGCUUAACAUUUGUAACUGAUGACCUGUUGACCAAGGCUUAUUUUUUUGCCAAACUAGAGAAAAAUGUUCGUAUACUUUUGAUGUAAAUGUGUUUAUAUUUAUUUGAAAUGAAACAAAGGCCGAGGAAACAUCCACUGGUUGUUCUCUGCUUUAAUCGCUGCGUGUCUUACUUGGAAUAACACAAAAGCAGGAAAUCACGCAGGACCCUCGCUGGGCUAGCCGGCCGGCCUGGGGCCAAGCCCAGCAUUUCCGCUGCUGAGGUUUCCUCGGGCUCUCCACAUCGGUUGGAGAGGGGUAAAGCCUCCAUUGCUCAGCCCCAGUCUGUAGCCAGCCUGGAGAGUUUGGGAGACACUGCCAUCCUUAUGCUCUUCUGCAAGACGAGAACUGAGGUGUGUGGUGGGUCAUAUGCACAAAGGUGGCCCAAAGAAAUUUAUGGAAAUUACUCUGAACACACUGAAAAUCUCACGUGGUCCCAGUAACCUAAUGGGAAAUGAUGUCAGUGUGUGAGCACGUGUAACCAGGAGAGGAAAUACAAAUCACCAGCUCACGUGCUAUUUUCCACUUGAGGAAGAAACGGGAGAGAAACAUGUUGUCAGGACUCUGACAUUUUAUAGUCAGUUCCAUUUUCAACCCUGGAAAUUUCUAUUUUCUAAUGUAUGUGAGAUAUUUUUAAAACAGUGUUCUAGCAUAUCUGGAUCAAAUACACACACCGUAUUCUAUUUUUCAUCUAAUCAUAAAAGACUUUACUCUUACUCUUUUAAUAUCCUGACUUAAUGCAAAACUCACUUUGGGUUCUUCAUAAAUGAGAACUUGUUCAGAGGACUUACAGAAUUGGUAAUAAUUUCCCAGGAAGUUUUCGACACCACCAACAUUGUUUUUUCAUGUUUUGGUGUUGUGGUCCCCCUCCUUCCUCUGUCCUUUUUGUUUGUUUAGAGAAGACGUGUUUUUGAAAAGUAGAUAAAUUGCUAGUGAGCAAUAACGACCUUAUCUUUACCAAAACACUGAAAAGUAAGGGAGCUCCAGUGCUAAAAAAGCACGAUAUACUGUGGUGUCUUUUUCUAGAAGUGAAUGGAAAUCUUGGUGCAUUGACGUUUAAAGCAGGAAAGGAAAUGCCCGCUUGUAAUGGUGAAGCAGCAUUCACGUUUUCCCUGUAGGGUAGCACAGAGAACAAGAAAGGUGGCAGCAAAACAGUACCGGCCCGGGUACAUUUCUCUCCACAUAGCUGCAUUUUGACUUUUCCCCACUCUCUCACGCAUAGAAAGAAGGAGGACAAAGGAACAAAAUGAACUCACGCUUGCCGUGAAUUGCCCAUGGAAUCAAAUCUCUCUCCCACUCUCUCACUGUUUCUCCAUUCCGCGAGACCACAUUUUUUUUCUUUAGGAAGUGACUUCAAAAACUAUGAGUUCUGUGUGUUUUAAGUACAUCUCUUAGAAAUAGAACUAGAUUUGCAAUGUAGCUUUCUAAGCAAAACACACACACACACACACACACACACACACACACACACACACACAGCUUUGUGCUUUUAACCAAGUCUUGGUUGUUUAGUGCUUUUUACCUGACUGUGUUAUUUUUAGUCUGUAUUUCAACCAUAUUCACAGGGAUCACGUUUUCAUCGCACUUACCUAUUCGCCGUGUCUGCCUGUCCUUGGUAAAUCCAUUAUUAUCUCCAAAUUGCCUAAAAUCUGCUAUGAUUCUACAGUAAAAAACUCAGGGGAUUUCUAUUUAUCACUACUAAAAGGGCACUGUAGUAUGUUUUGGUACUUUAGGCAGUCAACAGCUGCUUGAUUUUUUUUAAUUUUAUUAUGAAAUUAGAACAAGAACAUCAAACGGAUCUGCUGCACUAUUCGUCCUGUUGAGCAACCUGGUUUGCUUAUCUGUUGCGUUGGUUGAAGAACUCAUCCCUUUUUUUUGUCUUGUAAUAUGAAGUUAGAGUGCCUUUUUAUAUUUGUAUAUUCUGAAGAUGUUCUGUGAAAUGUUUUGUAUUUUUUCCUUUGAGUGUUAUCAGAGCAAUAUAAUACCAGUGAGUUUUCAUUUCAGCCUUUCUUUGAAUGUAUAAAGUGUCUUUUUCCUCUUUCCCCUUACUUGCUUAGAAAUGAAAAUGAAAAUGCCGAAGUUUUCUAUAGGAAUUAUGUUUAAUUUUGCAGUGCUAAAAUGCUUUCUUCUUACAAAACUGUAAACCAUAGGUCAAUGUUAGAGGGGAAAAGCGUUUUAAGAUAGUGACAAUCUGAGUGUGUGUAAAAAUGUAAUUCUAUGCGUUUCUUAUGCAGUGAUCUAAAAAUUCAAUGCAAAUACCUUUUGUUUGGUAGUUUUGUCUACAUAUUUUAUGCUUUAGCAUGUGCAAUAUAUCUUUGCAAAGCACGAUGAUACAAAUCUGGUGCCAGUGUUAUAUUUUGCAUAACAUAUUUGUAACAGCGUAAAAUACUGUUUGAUGCUUUCAGUGGGAUUUUGUCUGUAAUGUUUGCUUAUGUAAAUUGGAGUUGAAUGACUCUGGUAAAUGUCAUGACUGUAAAAAUGAGGGAAAUGACUUAGUUCAGUGAAUGACUUUGAACCAAUCUGAAUCUUUUCAAGCACAGUUUAAUACUUUUUCAACUACUGAAUGCUAAUAAUGUAAUGAAGUACUUAACUGUAAUAUACUAUGGAAAUGCAUUCAGAUGGUUAUUUUUACAAAUAAAAACGGUACAAAUAUUGUUGC